AGACCUUCUAAAAGAAAAGGAAGCAUUUGGGCUGAGACGACGAGAUAAAAUUUUGUUCAAAAUCAGUUAUAUUUGCGUAUUAAAAGCGGCAAAGCAAUAAACUCUAGCCCUCAAACGAGUUUAAAAAUUUUUUUGUAUUAAUUCUAUUAAAAAAAACGUUUAUAAAGCGAAACUAAUUCAAAAUGCCGCGUCCUAUUGCUAGUCAAGAAGAUGAGGAUCCAACCCCAUACUUGUUUGUGUCGUUGGAACAAAGGCGUAUCGAUCAAUCGAAACCUUAUGAUCCGAAAAAGAAUUGUUGGGUACCCGAUGAGAAGGAAGGCUUCUUGCUUGGUGAAAUUAAGGCCACCAAGGGUGACUUGGUCACCGUUAAUUUGCCGGGCGGUGAGUUGAAAGAUUUUAAAGCGGACAAGGUGGAAAAAACGAAUCCACCAAAAUUCGAAAAAAUUGAAGAUAUGGCUGAUAUGACGGUGUUGAAUACUCCGUGCGUGUUACACAAUUUAAGGCAACGAUACUACUCGAAAAUCAUUUACACCUAUUCUGGUCUUUUCUGUAUUGCCAUCAAUCCCUACAAGCGUUACCCCGUAUAUACCAACCGUUGCGCUAAAAUGUACCGUGGUAAGCGUCGUAAUGAAGUGCCACCACAUAUUUUCGCUAUUUCUGACGGUGCCUACGUCGAUAUGUUGACCAACCACGUCAAUCAAUCUAUGUUGAUUACCGGUGAGUCUGGUGCUGGUAAGACUGAGAACACCAAAAAGGUAAUUGCGUAUUUCGCCACCGUCGGUGCCUCAAGCAAAAAGGAUGAAAGUCAAAAGAACAAGGGCUCCCUGGAAGAUCAGGUCGUACAAACUAAUCCUGUAUUGGAAGCCUUCGGUAACGCUAAGACCGUCCGUAACGAUAACUCUUCUCGUUUCGGUAAAUUCAUUCGUAUUCACUUUGGUCCCACUGGUAAAUUGGCUGGUGCUGAUAUUGAAACUUAUCUGCUAGAGAAGGCUCGUGUCAUCUCCCAGCAAUCUUUGGAGCGUUCUUAUCACAUUUUCUAUCAGAUUAUGUCCAAUGCCGUGGCCGGUGUUAAAGAAUACUGUUUGUUAUCCAAUAACAUCUACGAUUAUCAUAUAGUCUCACAGGGCAAAGUUACCGUUGCCAGUAUUGAUGAUCCUGAAGAAUUCAUUCUUACCGAUCAAGCUUUCGAUAUCUUGGGCUUCACUCGCGAUGAAAAAGAGAACGUGUACAGAAUUACAGCCGCUGUCAUGCAUAUGGGUGGUAUGAAGUUCAAGCAACGUGGUCGCGAAGAGCAGGCUGAACAAGAUGGUGAAGAAGAAGGUGGCCGUGUUGCCAAGUUAUUCGGUUGCGAUACCGCCGAAUUGUACAAGAAUUUGUUGAAACCACGUAUUAAGGUCGGUAACGAAUUCGUCACCCAGGGUCGUAACGUACAACAGGUCACCAACUCUAUUGGUGCCCUUUGCAAGGGUGUAUUCGAUCGUCUAUUCAAAUGGCUGGUUAAGAAGUGUAACGAAACUUUAGAUACCAAACAGAAGCGUCAGCAUUUCAUUGGUGUACUGGAUAUUGCUGGUUUUGAAAUUUUCGACUACAAUGGUUUUGAGCAAUUGUGCAUCAACUUUACCAAUGAAAAAUUGCAACAAUUCUUUAACCAUCACAUGUUUGUGCUGGAACAAGAAGAAUAUAAAAAGGAGGGCAUUGACUGGGACUUUAUCGAUUUCGGUAUGGACUUGUUGGCCUGUAUUGAUUUAAUUGAAAAGCCUAUGGGCAUCUUGUCCAUUCUUGAGGAAGAGUCUAUGUUCCCUAAGGCUACUGAUCAAACCUUUGCCGAAAAAUUGGUUAACACUCACUUGGGCAAAUCGGCUCCAUUCCAGAAGCCUAAACCACCAAAGCCCGGUCAACAAGCUGCUCACUUUGCCAUUGGCCAUUAUGCUGGUGUCGUAGCCUAUAAUAUUACGGGUUGGUUGGAAAAGAACAAGGAUCCCUUGAACGAUACUGUUGUCGAUCAAUUCAAAAAAUCAAAGAAUGCUUUAUUGAUUGAAAUCUUCGCCGAUCAUCCUGGCCAAUCGGGCGGUGCUGAUCAAGCUAAGGGCGGUCGUGGUAAGAAGGGUGGUGGCUUCGCUACUGUAUCUUCGGGUUACAGAGAACAGUUGAACAGUUUGAUGACAACUUUACGCUCGACACAGCCUCACUUUGUACGUUGCAUCAUUCCAAACGAAAUGAAACAGCCCGGUGUCGUUGACGCUCACUUGGUAAUGCAUCAGCUAACUUGUAACGGUGUACUUGAAGGUAUCCGUAUUUGCCGUAAAGGCUUCCCCAACAGAAUGGUGUACUCUGACUUUAAACAGCGGUAUCAGAUCCUUUGUCCGGCUGGCAUAAAGGGUGUGGAUGAUCAUAAGAAAGCUUCGAAAAUCCUUCUCGAGUCCACUUCAUUAGAUCCCGAUAUGUACCGUAUUGGUCACACUAAGGUAUUCUUCCGUGCCGGUGUCUUGGGUCAAAUGGAGGAGUUCCGUGAUGAACGUUUGGGCAAAAUUAUGUCUUGGAUGCAGGCCUGGGCUCGUGGUUACUUGGCUCGUAAAGGCUUCAAGAAAUUGCAAGAACAACGUGUUGCUCUUAAAGUUGUGCAACGUAAUUUGCGCAAAUACAUGCAAUUGCGUACCUGGCCCUGGUACAAAUUGUGGCAGAAGAUCAAGCCUUUGCUCAACGUAUCGCGCGUGGAGGAUGAGAUCGCUCGCUUAGAAGAAAAGGCAAAGAAAGCUGAAGAGGCCCAUGCCGCUGAAGUUAAGGUCCGCAAGGAAUUGGAGGCCCUUAAUGCCAAAUUGUUAGCUGAAAAGACUGCAUUGUUGGAUUCCUUGUCCGGCGAGAAAGGUGCAUUGCAAGACUAUCAAGAAAGAUGCGCCAAAUUGCAAGCUCAGAAGAACGAUCUCGAAAAUCAGUUACGUGAUAUUCAAGAUCGUUUGACUCAAGAGGAAGAUGCUCGCAACCAAUUGUUCCAACAGAAGAAAAAGGCUGAUCAAGAAAUUUCUGGCCUGAAAAAAGAUAUUGAAGACUUGGAAUUGAAUGUUCAAAAGUCUGAGCAAGACAAGGCCACCAAGGAUCAUCAAAUUCGCAACUUGAACGAUGAAAUCGCCCAUCAGGAUGAGCUCAUCAAUAAAUUGAAUAAGGAGAAGAAGAUGCAAGGUGAAGCUAACCAAAAGACUGGUGAAGAGUUGCAAGCUGCUGAAGACAAAAUCAAUCACUUGAACAAAGUUAAGGCUAAGCUCGAACAGACCCUAGACGAAUUGGAAGAUUCGUUGGAGCGUGAGAAGAAAAUGCGUGGUGAUGUUGAAAAGGGUAAGCGCAAGGUAGAGGGCGAUUUGAAACUCACCCAAGAAGCUGUCGCUGAUUUGGAGCGCAACAAGAAGGAAUUAGAACAGACCAUUCAACGUAAAGACAAGGAAUUGUCGUCAAUUACUGCCAAAUUGGAUGAUGAACAAGUUGUUGUAAGCAAACAUCAACGACAAAUCAAGGAAUUGCAGGCCCGUAUUGAGGAAUUGGAGGAAGAAGUCGAAGCUGAACGUCAAGCUCGUGCCAAGGCUGAGAAACAACGUGCUGACUUGGCCCGCGAAUUGGAAGAAUUGGGCGAACGUCUUGAGGAAGCCGGUGGUGCAACUUCGGCCCAAAUUGAACUCAACAAGAAACGUGAAGCCGAACUCAGCAAAUUGCGCCGCGACUUGGAAGAGGCCAAUAUCCAACACGAAUCCACUUUGGCUAACUUGCGCAAGAAGCACAACGAUGCUGUCGCUGAAAUGGCUGAACAAGUUGAUCAGCUCAACAAAUUGAAGGCUAAGGCUGAAAAGGAGAAGAACGAAUACUACGCGCAAUUGAACGACCUCCGCAGUUGCGUCGAUCACCUUACCAAUGAGAAGGCUGCCCAAGAGAAGAUUGCCAAACAAUUGCAACAUACCUUGAACGAGGUGCAAUCCAAAUUGGAUGAGACCAACAGAACUCUCAACGAUUUCGAUGCCGCCAAGAAGAAGCUCUCCAUUGAGAAUUCCGAUCUGUUACGUCAAUUGGAAGAAGCCGAAUCACAAGUUUCGCAAUUGUCCAAGAUCAAAAUCUCGCUUACUACUCAGCUUGAAGAUACCAAACGCUUGGCCGAUGAGGAAGCCCGCGAACGUGCCACCCUUUUGGGUAAGUUCCGUAACUUGGAACACGACUUGGAUAACCUCCGAGAACAAGUUGAAGAAGAAGCCGAAGGAAAGGCCGAUUUGCAACGUCAACUCAGCAAAGCAAACGCUGAAGCUCAAUUAUGGCGCAGCAAAUACGAAUCCGAUGGUGUUGCCCGCUCCGAAGAAUUAGAAGAAGCGAAGAGGAAGUUGCAAGCUCGUUUGGCUGAAGCUGAGGAAACCAUCGAAUCCCUCAACCAGAAAUGCAUCGGUCUCGAGAAGACCAAACAACGCCUAUCCACCGAAGUUGAAGACUUGCAAUUGGAAGUUGACCGUGCUAACGCAAUUGCCAACGCUGCCGAGAAGAAACAAAAAGCCUUCGACAAAAUCAUUGGAGAAUGGAAACUCAAAGUUGACGAUUUAGCCGCUGAGCUUGAUGCAUCCCAGAAGGAAUGCCGCAACUAUUCCACUGAAUUGUUCAGAUUGAAGGGUGCUUAUGAAGAAGGUCAAGAACAACUUGAAGCUGUCCGACGUGAAAAUAAGAAUUUGGCUGAUGAAGUCAAGGAUCUGCUCGAUCAAAUCGGUGAAGGUGGUCGCAACAUCCACGAAAUCGAAAAAGCUCGCAAGCGUUUGGAAGCCGAAAAGGAUGAACUACAAGCCGCUCUAGAGGAAGCCGAAGCUGCUUUGGAACAAGAAGAAAACAAAGUAUUGCGCGCUCAAUUGGAAUUGUCACAAGUACGUCAAGAAAUCGAUCGUCGCAUUCAAGAAAAAGAAGAAGAAUUCGAAAACACCCGCAAGAACCAUCAACGUGCUCUCGAUUCCAUGCAAGCCUCGCUCGAAGCCGAAGCCAAGGGUAAGGCUGAGGCUCUACGCAUGAAGAAGAAGUUGGAAGCCGACAUCAACGAAUUGGAAAUUGCUUUGGAUCACGCCAACAAGGCUAAUGCCGAGGCCCAAAAGAAUAUCAAACGCUACCAACAACAACUCAAAGAUCUACAAACCGCUCUUGAAGAAGAGCAGAGAGCCCGUGAUGAUGCUCGCGAACAAUUGGGUAUCUCCGAACGUCGUGCCAACGCUCUGCAAAACGAACUUGAGGAAUCUCGUACUCUGCUUGAACAAGCCGAUCGCGGCCGCCGUCAAGCUGAACAAGAAUUGGCUGAUGCUCAUGAACAACUUAAUGAAGUUUCUGCUCAAAAUGCUUCCAUCGCCGCUGCUAAGAGGAAAUUGGAAUCCGAACUGCAAACACUCCACUCCGAUUUGGAUGAACUAUUGAAUGAAGCUAAGAACUCUGAAGAAAAAGCCAAAAAGGCCAUGGUUGAUGCUGCCCGUCUAGCCGAUGAACUCCGCGCUGAACAAGACCACGCCCAAACUCAAGAGAAACUAAGAAAAGCUCUUGAACAGCAAAUUAAAGAAUUGCAAGUUCGUUUGGAUGAAGCUGAAGCCAACGCUCUCAAAGGCGGUAAGAAAGCCAUUCAAAAAUUGGAGCAACGUUGUCGCGAAUUGGAGAACGAAUUGGAUGGUGAGCAAAGGAGACAUGCCGAUGCCCAAAAGAACCUUCGCAAAUCAGAACGCCGUAUUAAGGAAUUGAGCUUCCAGUCCGAGGAGGACCGCAAGAAUCACGAGCGCAUGCAAGAUCUAGUAGAUAAACUUCAACAGAAGAUUAAGACCUACAAGAGGCAAAUUGAAGAAGCCGAAGAAAUUGCCGCCCUCAAUUUGGCCAAAUUCCGUAAGGCCCAACAAGAGCUCGAAGAAGCCGAAGAACGUGCCGAUUUAGCCGAACAGGCCAUCAGCAAAUUCCGCGCUAAGGGUCGCGGCGGUUCUGUCGGUCGUGGUGCCAGUCCAGCGCCCCGAGCAAUGUCCGUACGGCCACAAUUGGACGGUAUGGCUUUCCCACCUAGAUUCGACCUUGCUCCAGAAAACGAAUUCUAAAUGUCAUUAAAGCACAUUUUCAACUAAUUUUUUUUUUUUCUUAAUUAAAAAAUUUUUAAUUUAAAAGAAAAAAAAUAAAACAAUGGAAACAUAAAAAUUUAAAAAAAAAAAAAAAAAAUGAAUGAAACCAUAAUAUUAACAACUAAUCGAACGACGGGAGGAAAAUACACUUAGGCAAUAAAUGAAUUUCCGUAAAAAAGAGAGAAAAAAACAAAUGAAAAGAAACAAAAAAACAAAAAAAAAAAUUAUGUAAUAUCGACAUAAGCCUUCUUAUUGAAUAUGAUUAGCGUAUAGGACUUUUACAGCAGUGUUCUUUAUUUAUGUAGAUGUAAAACACACAUGGAUAUCUUGUCGUAUAUAUAGAACAGAGAUACUUUUGUAUGUGUAUUUAGGUUGUUUUUUUUUUCGAUCAUCAACUUUUUAUGUGAACAACAUAUGAAAGGAAGAACGCAAGCGUUACCAACAUUGCUGAAUAGGCGACAAUAAUAAUAAUAACAACAACAACAACAACAACAA
Messenger RNA from Glossina fuscipes, 6587 nucleotides. It is a transcript of the gene Mhc, whose product is annotated as myosin heavy chain, muscle. The record is from RefSeq and is a predicted model, not a curated record. Lineage: Eukaryota; Metazoa; Arthropoda; Insecta; Diptera; Glossinidae. Gene Ontology annotation, cellular component: myosin complex. Bases 183 to 6071 code for a protein of 1962 amino acids. Gene Ontology annotation, molecular function: cytoskeletal motor activity; ATP binding; actin filament binding. The transcript is spliced from 18 exons.